AGACAGUAACCUUUAACAUGAUAGGGGAAAAAGGGGGAUAGGACCCUCCUGUCCGGUGUGUGAAGGAAGUGUCAGUCCCUGGGUCGAGACAAGCUGCAGUUUUGCCAUCGUCUGCUCCUGUUAAGUAAACACCCCAGCGCGCUGACUCCUGACUGAGAGAUGCACUAAUUGUGGCCGCCCCAGUGCUGAGGAUGCUGCAGGUGGGGCGGGGGCUGGUUGUGGGCUGUGUUAGAGGAGUUGGGGGACGACUGCCACUGCCAUCAGCCACCUUGCCCAGUCAGGGUGUGGGGGUGCUAGUGGCAGGAUUGAGGUGGACACCACACUCAUGGAGAACUCCAGAGAGUCAGGAGUCCCAGGCAGAAUCUCUGGAUGUGCCACACCUUCUCAACAAAGCCACUGUGGACGGCAACCUGGAUAGUGCCUAUCAGGGCCUGCACACACUCUCCCAGUGGGUAUCAACGAACAAGAUCGACUUCCAGAAGGACGUGAAGGACGAGAAACAGUUUGGGAAAUUGAUUACCCUGAUAGACCGAGGCAGCAUCCGCAGUCCCCCGUCCUCCCUGCUGGCAGCCCUCAAGAGCCUCACCAAUAUGGGAGUGAGCAGCGACUCACACGUGGUGCAGUCCAUUGAGAACCAGCUCCUGUGGAACAUUAGGAAGGUGUCUUUCCCCAUCCUGCUGUCCAUCCUGCUGUACCACAUCAAGCACCAGAACUCCGAUAUGGAGAAGAAGGUGCUGCGUGAGGCAGUGGAGGCUGUGCAGCGACGGUGGGUGGAGGUAACCAAGGCCUCAGAGAUGGAGGUUCUGUACCUCCACCAGGAGCUCUUCUCUGCGGAGUUCAUGGGUCAUGUUGACGACCGCACCACAGAACUGGCAGCCGAGAUGAAUUACGAGGAACUGGCCAAGGUGUUCUGCGCUCUGGGGUCAGUGAGGCGCCGCGCCACACCUGUCAUCCGGAGCCUGGCCUUCCAUAUGGCACGCCAGGGAGAACCGCUGCCUCCCAAGAUGCUGAGUAACAUUCUGUUUGCUGCACAAGCCCUCACCUUCCCUGACCCUGUGCUGCUGGAGAAGGUGGCUGCAGAUCUGGCUCCUCAGAUCCCACAGAUUGACAAACCCAUCCUGAUUGGUGGCAUACUCUUCUGUGCCGGCCAGCUACGUUGGCGGUGUCCAGUGCUGCUGGAGGCCCUAGCAGAGUGGGUGGAGAAGAAUGCUUCGGCCUGUCCCUCACAGACCCUAGCAGCCCUCAUGCUCACCCUGGCCACCGUCUCUUAUAUCCCUAAUGACAUAGAUUCUCUCUUUAGAGUGGUGUUGCCGCGCCUCAGCCAAGAGUCACUGAGUCGCACUUCGGUCUGGCUGGAUGUGGUAUGGGCGCUGGUGGUGCUGGGGAAGGCAGAUGCCCAGCAUGUGGCCUCCGUUCUGAAUCCAACCUUUGUGGCAGCAGUGAUGGCCAGUGAGGCACAGCACCGGCCUGGUGUGAGGCUCAAGCUGUUGAACGUGGAUGCUGCAGCAGGGCUGCUCAUUCCAGGCUACUCAGGACCCCGCAUGGAGACCGAAGAAUUGGGGGCAGCGGCCAUGCCGGUGCGGGGCAGGGAGGAGCUGCGGCUGUCCCGACAUGUGCUGGGCACUCUGCACAAUCUGGUACCACCGCCUCGCUUCCUGCUGCAGAACCUUCCUGCCCCCAUGGGUGUGCACGUGGAUGGUGAGCUGCUGACGGACCGGCAGGGGCGACCCCUUCCUAUCCAGGACCAUGGGGGUGCGCUGACGGGGAAAGGGCCUGUCUCUCCACCCCCAGAGGGGGCUGUGAGGUUAGGGCUGCUGGUGUGGGGUUUCAGGGACUAUACUAAUGGCACUCAGGAGCUGGUGGGCAGUGCCCGUCUGGCAGUGCGCCUGCUGGAGGCCCAGGGGUGCCGAGCCCUCCAGGUGCCCUAUUUUGAGUACAGCAUCAAGGCUAAAACUCUAAAGAAUGCUAAAUACCUGGAGGCCAAGAUAAAGGAGGUUGUCUCCACGGUAAGUUAGUACUGUGGCUGCUGCUGCUACUGUUGUCCUGUGUACAUAAUGAGUUAUCUUUGUGAUCAUGAUGACCUAGAAGGUUUUAAUAAAAUAAUUCUUUA
Messenger RNA from Portunus trituberculatus (swimming crab), 2110 nucleotides. Its product is annotated as FAST kinase domain-containing protein 4-like. Gene Ontology annotation, biological process: regulation of mitochondrial mRNA stability; mitochondrial RNA processing. Gene Ontology annotation, molecular function: RNA binding. Gene Ontology annotation, cellular component: ribonucleoprotein granule; mitochondrial matrix. The coding region runs from base 192 to 2015 and encodes 607 amino acids. The transcript has 7 exons. The record is from RefSeq and is a predicted model, not a curated record. Lineage: Eukaryota; Metazoa; Arthropoda; Malacostraca; Decapoda; Portunidae.